This is a messenger RNA of Bombina bombina (fire-bellied toad), 4017 nucleotides long. RefSeq names its product cadherin-6-like. Lineage: Eukaryota; Metazoa; Chordata; Amphibia; Anura; Bombinatoridae. The coding region runs from base 452 to 2827 and encodes 791 amino acids. Gene Ontology annotation, molecular function: cadherin binding; calcium ion binding. The record is from RefSeq and is a predicted model, not a curated record. The transcript has 13 exons. Gene Ontology annotation, biological process: cell-cell junction assembly; calcium-dependent cell-cell adhesion; cell morphogenesis. Gene Ontology annotation, cellular component: adherens junction; catenin complex; plasma membrane.
AAGUGAUGCUGUGCAAAGAAGCCCCAGUUAGACUCCUCAAGUAGAUACAACAGGGAAGGAGGAGGUGUGUUUAGCAGUCAUUGUUGGGGGGAAAAUCCGUGACAGCAGCAGCGAAGCACUGGCCAGCGUAGCACUGAAUGAGACACUCACCCUUCCACAUCACAUCGCCGUGCCAACUCCAUUUGUAACAGGUAACACUGCCAUAAGCCAAGACAUUCAUAAGCCUAGCGCAGAUAAUUCCGUGGGGCCAGAACAUCAUAUCAUCUCCGUCAGUAACAAGCUAAGUGACAACACCUGGAGACAUUUGGCCUAUCUAGACAAUAUCCACUGAGACCCAGAAAUGGAACAGCAGGAAGAUUGAUGCUGAAUACAGUGGAAGAACUAACCUACUUUAUGAAUUAAAAAGAUUUCAUACGUAUAUGCUUUCAGUUCACAUCUAUAUUGAGACACAAUGAGAACUUUCAGUUGCUUGUUUCUUAUAUUCUGUGUUAGUCUGCCCCAACAAAGCAUUGCAACUCCACUGCCAGAAAGGACUAGUACUACCACCCAACCAACAAUAGCCACUCAGCAGCUUUAUGACGAAAAUGAGAAGGAACGAAGUCGCUCUAAAAGGAGCUGGAUGUGGAAUCAAUUUUUUCUGCUUGAAGAAUACACUGGAAAUGAUUAUCAAUAUGUUGGAAAGCUUCACUCAGACCAGGAUAAAGGGGACGGAACAUUGAAAUACAUCCUCUCUGGAGAUGGAGCUGGGGAUUUAUUUGUUAUCAAUGAAAAAACAGGAGACAUUCAAGCAACAAGAAGACUUGAUAGGGAAGAGAAGCCAGAGUAUAGGUUACGUGCACAGGCCGUGAAGAACAACACUGGAAUACCUGUUGAGCCCGUAUCUGAGUUUGUCAUCAAGAUUCAUGAUAUUAAUGAUAAUGAACCAAAAUUUACUAAAGAUCUUUACACUGCCACUGUUCCAGAAAUGUCCGAAGUAGGAACAUUUGUCGUUCAAGUUACAGCCACUGAUGCUGACGAUCCAACUUACGGAAACAGUGCAAAAGUCGUCUACAGUAUUCUAAUGGGACAACCAUAUUUCUCAGUCGAAUCUGAGACAGGUAUUAUCAGGACGGCACUGCCAAACAUGGACAGAGAAAACAGGCAACAAUAUCAAGUUGUUAUCCAAGCCAAAGACAUGGGUGGGCAGAUGGGAGGACUAUCUGGGACCACAGAAGUAAAUAUCACUUUGUCUGAUGUCAAUGACAAUCCUCCUCGAUUCAUUCAGAGUGCCUAUCAGCUCAGAACCCUGGAGUCUUCCCCUGUGGGUUCAUCAAUUGGCAGAAUCAAAGCUAAUGAUCUAGAUGAAGGUGAAAAUGCAGAGACGGAAUACCAUAUUAGUGAAGGAGACGAAUCCAACAUGUUUGAUAUCAUCACAGACAGGGAAACACAGGAAGGAGUAAUAAUUGUAAAAAAGGCAUUGGACUACGAAAAAAAGAGACUCUAUGUUUUAAAAGUUGAAGCGGUCAACAGUCAUAUAAAUCCACAAUUUUUUCACAUCGGUCCCUUUAAGGAUUAUGCCACUGUAAGAAUUAUGGUGGACGAUGUAGAUGAACCCCCAGUAUUCAACAAGCCUGCUUAUGUAUUUGAGGUGAAGGAAGAUGCAAAAAUAAACAGUAUUAUUGGGGUAGUCUCUGCCCAAGAUCCAGAUGCUGCUAGAAGCACUGUGAAGUAUUCUGUCGACCGGCACACUGAUAUGGACAGAUUGUUCAACAUUGAUUCUGGAAAUGGAUCAAUUUAUACAUCGAAGUCGCUUGAUCGAGAAACACUACUUUGGCAUAACAUAACUGUAAUCGCAACUGAGAUCAGUAACCCUAAAGAAAGCAGCCAUGUUCCUGUUUUUAUUAAGGUUCUGGAUGUAAAUGACAAUGCCCCAGAGUUUGACAAACUGUAUGAGAUCUUUGUCUGUGAAAAUGCAAAGGCAGAACAGAUAAUACAUACUGUAAGUGCAAUGGAUAAAGAUGAACCACCAUUUGGGCACCAGUUUUCAUAUUAUUUAGCUACUCCAGCAUCCUACAACCCAAACUUCACUGUCAAAGACAACAGAGAUAAUACAGCCAGUAUAUUAACACGGAGAAAUGGAUACAGUCGCCAUGAGAUGAACACAUACCUAUUGCCAGUGGUUAUUUCUGAUCGUGGUUAUCCCAUUCAGAGCAGUACUAGUACUCUAACUAUUCGCGCGUGUGCCUGUGAUCACAAGGGUAACAUGCAGUCAUGCAGCGCUGAAGCAUUAAUUCAUCCUACAGGCUUAAGCACAGGAGCAUUGAUUGCAAUUCUCCUCUGCAUCAUUAUCUUGCUAGUGACAGUUGUGCUGUUUGCGGCUCUAAGACGACAGAGAAAGAAAGAAUCUCUUAUUGUUUCUAAAGAAGAUAUUAGAGACAACAUUGUGAGUUACAAUGAUGAAGGUGGUGGAGAGGAAGACACACAAGCUUUUGACAUUGGUACAUUGAGAAAUCCGGAAGCCAUGGAAGACAACAAAUUGCGCCGAGAUAUUGUACCCGAAACGCUCUUUUUUCCUCGCCGAACUCAAGCAGCACGAGAUAACACUGAUGUCAGAGAUUUCAUUAACCAAAGGUUGAAAGAAAAUGAUAUGGAUCCAACUGCUCCUCCUUAUGAUUCAUUAGCGACUUACGCCUACGAAGGAAAUGGCUCAGUAGCUGAGUCUCUCAGUUCUUUGGAUUCAGUUACUACUGAUGGAGAUCAAGACUAUGAUUACCUUAGUGACUGGGGACCACGGUUUAAAAAACUGGCGGAUAUGUACGGAGGAGCAGACAGUGACAAAGACUCAUAAUAUACUACUGCCUUUUUGAUUUUCAUCUCUGGAGGAAACAAAAAAUCGUCAUUUAGAAAUGAGGAGUAGCUAUAUUAAUGGCUCUCUAAAAGGGUCCUCUGCUCAAAAAAUUGUUUAAUAUUUGAAUAUUGUGCAGAUUUAAUGUCAGAGACUUUUUAUAGUACACUUUAUGAGCUUCCAAGAGGCAUUUUCUCAUUUGUUGCUUUGCUUUUUUAUAUAACCAUAUUUUAGUCUACCCUUUUUACCUAAUCAGUCUUAUAGACACUGUAGAAAAAGGGACGAGGAAGCGAGCAAUAUUUGUACACAGACCACUCUCACUAAUGUGUUUGUUUCCUUUAACCUAAUCAGUCAGCUGUUUUUUUUUUGUGCCCCUAUGAACCUCUUAAUCACUGAACAUUUUAUUAUUUUUCUGAAGUGAGAGUUUCAUGUGAUGAACAAUUUUUGGUAAAGCUGAAUAUAAUAUAAAUCAAGCAGUUACUUCAACAGACAAUGUUAACUUUACUAUGUAUGCCAAAUUAGUUUUUCUAGGUACACAAUAAUAAAUGCAGUCACUGACUUUUUUUAUGAGUACUGCUUGCCCUUAACGUUCAAUUAUUAGAAAAGGUUUCAUCUUUGACACAAGCUAACAAAAAAUGAGACACACCUGGACCCUUUUUUUAUUUUCAUAUGCAGACAUUUUCAUAACUGUUUCAGUAUAAAAUAUUUUUGUCAUAAUAGAUGUGCGAAGACAAUACCAACUUGUCAAGUGUAAAAGCUUUGUGAAGUAGAAAAAAAAAACUAGGAUGACAUUUCUGUUCAGAAUUUUAUCAAACAGCAACAUGUAUAUUAGAAUCGUAACGGGGUGUUCUAACCAGGUAACCCCAGAAAAUGUCAAUCAAAACACACAGAUAAACAAGAUUCCUUUUUUUAUAUACAUAUUUGACGUUAUUAAUAAAUGUAAAAAAAUUGAUUCAUAUACACACAAAAAAUGGAAUCUAACGUUUACUGUAUCACUGAAAUAUGUGAAAACAUGGAGGACUCUUGGAUAUGUUUGUUUUGGAAUUUAAGUGGGGACUUACCUAUUUCCAUGAAGGAGAGAACUUGUAUUAUCUACUGACUAAUGUUAAUUUCAGUCAAUUGAUAUUAUUUCAGUGUAAUUCUUUUUUUCUUCUUGUUUUAUUUAAAUAAUUAUAAAACAUUUUUUUUUUAUA